Messenger RNA from Melanotaenia boesemani (Boeseman's rainbowfish), 3897 nucleotides. RefSeq names its product transcription factor Sp3-like. The transcript has 9 exons. The record is from RefSeq and is a predicted model, not a curated record. Gene Ontology annotation, molecular function: DNA-binding transcription factor activity, RNA polymerase II-specific; RNA polymerase II cis-regulatory region sequence-specific DNA binding. Gene Ontology annotation, biological process: regulation of transcription by RNA polymerase II. The coding region runs from base 191 to 2128 and encodes 645 amino acids. NCBI's taxonomy places the organism in Eukaryota, Metazoa, Chordata, Actinopteri, Atheriniformes, Melanotaeniidae.
AAAUAGAAAAAAAUCGACCCGAAUUCACCGAUCAACACUAGCCCGCCUUUGAUAAAAUAAUCAUGUUCGGAGUUUAGUUGAUCUGGUAAUCCUACCGGUUACUACCAAUCACGCUAUGACUGGUACGUAAACAUUAAGCGCAUCGAAGCUGCAACUAAUCGCGCCAGAGCAGCCUCUGAAACAAGGAGAAAUGGCGUCCGCGGACGUGGACAGCAGUCAAAGCGAGUUUCUGCAAGCCGGUGGCGCAGCGGAAACACAGACAACAGAUAUGUCAGCUAUUCAGCUGACAGGUUCAGACCGAUGGGAAGUGUUAACUCCUGUUUCAGCGGGGAAGGAAGACCAAGGAGUUGUCCACAUUCCAAACUCUGGGAUUGUCACAUCCAAUGGGCAAUAUGUGCUUCCAAUUGGGAGUCUUCCUAGCCAGCCCAUUUAUGUUACAGCAUCUGGUAGUGAGGCUGCAUCCAAUGGAGUGUCAGGCAUUCAGUAUCAGGUCAUCCCACAAAUUCAGAAUGCAGAUGGAACACUUGCAGGAUUCCCAACACAGGGAUUGGAUGACGGUACAGGGCAGAUUCAGCUCCUCCAAGAUGGGAGCCACGGCAGCAUUGGAAUUAGCUGUGCCACAACAGCAACCACAGACCUCCUAACACAGGCUGGUCAAGUUCAGUCAAUCCAGGGUGUCUCUCUGGCUGGAGGUGCAGCAUACACAGGCACCGUACCCGUAGGGUUGCCCGGCAACAUUACUUUUGUCCCUAUAAACAGCGUGGAUCUGGAGUCACUAGGGCUAACCGGAGCUCAGACAGUCCCCAUUGCAACAGGAGUGACACCUGAGGGUCAGCUGAUAAUGAGCAGCCAGGCACUGGAAAGUCAGGGCCAGGACAAGCAGCCGCUGGUGACAGUUAGCGAUCCUAACACUAACCAAGAGCUGUACGUGCCAACCACCACUUCCUCCUCCAACUCCUCCCAGCUCCCUGAGACCAUCGAUGGGACCGGGGUUCUCACCCAGGCCACCGCUGUGUCGGCUGGAUUGUCUGAUCCUUCCUCAGAAAACUUCAACUCCCACAACCACCUGCAGCAAAUCCAGGUGUCCUCUUCCAAUGCCACCACUAUCUCACAGCCCAUCCUGCAGCUGUCUGGGGAUGGUCAGGCCCAGGUAACCCAAGUGGCUCAGAGCCAGGACCUGACUGCAGCAGGUCAGACUCUACAGAGCGUGCAGCUGGUCAACCCAGGAACCUUCCUCAUCCAGGCCCAAACUGUCACUGCUACUGGACAAAUCCAGUGGCAAACCUUCCAGGUUCAGGGCGUCCAGUCACUCCAGGGUCUCCAGCUGCCCCAAGGUCAGGCGCAGCAGUUGACCCUAGCCCCAGUCCAGACCCUCCCUAUGGGCCAAACAGGCCAAGUCAGCUUACCCAACCUCCAGACGGUCACAGUUAACUCUGUAACACAAAGUGGAGUUCAUUACACGCAGGGAGAGGAUUCAGGCAGUCCAGCUGGUAUUCAGAUAAAGGAGGAGCCAGACUCAGAGGAGUGGCAGCUGAGAGACUCCACGCUGAACCCCAGCGACCUAAACAACCUGCGCGUUCAGAUAACGGAUGAGGACAUGGAGACGCCUGGUGGAGAGGGCAGGAGGCUCCGCAGAGUAGCUUGCACCUGCCCUAACUGCAAAGAGUCUGGAGGAAGAGGCUCAGGAAUGGGGAAAAAGAAGCAGCACAUCUGCCACAUCGUUGGCUGCGGGAAAGUCUACGGGAAGACGUCUCAUCUGCGAGCUCACCUGCGCUGGCACAGCGGAGAGAGACCCUUCGUCUGCAACUGGAUGUACUGUGGGAAGAGGUUCACCAGGAGUGACGAGCUGCAGAGACACAGGAGGACACACACAGGAGAGAAGAAGUUUGUGUGCACAGAAUGCUCCAAGAGGUUCAUGCGGAGCGACCACCUGGCCAAGCACAUAAAGACUCACCAGAACAAAAAGGGCGGAGUUCCCUCCUCCACGUCUCCACCCACCACCGACGCCGUCAUCACCACAGACGGAACCACACUCAUCCUCCAGACCACCACCACCCAUGACCUUGUAGCCAAUCAGGAGAUCCCCCUGCAGCUGGUCACUGUGGCGCCGGGUGAGGUCAUGGAAUGAGGAAGAGGGGAGGGGGGGGACAAAGGGAUGAGGUGACUUUUCUGAGAACUGGCCAAUCACAGGGACCUUUUGGGCUUUUCUCUUCCCCUCUUACCUUCUUUCUAUUGUUUUGUUUAGUUUUUUUUUUUUCUUUUUUUUUUUUUACAUAUGAAUAUAUACGUAAAUAUAUAUAACAAAUAUAUAUAUUUUAAGUGAGAGUUAUCUUGACUUAAUGUUUGUUUUUUGCAGUCUUUUUAUAGGGGGCAAAAGAAGUAACAUUAAAAUGUGGUUACUAUGUACACGAAAAAAGAAAACAAUUUAACACUCAAACCACGACAUGAAUACUCAACACAAUGAAAUGCCUUAUUUUGUAUUAUACCCUUGUAUAAAAUGCUGGAGGUGCAUGUGUUUUUUAAGCUUUGCAAAUGAUGUAACUGUAAUGGAGAUAACUGUGUUUGUGUAAGGAGGGAGAAGGAAGCAAAGAACCUCUCUGGGAUGAUUGUGUGUUUUUUUUUUUGUGUUUUUUUUUUUUUUUCUCCUCGCAGGAGAGUUCGGACUAAACGAAGCGCUCUGUUUGAAGCAGUGCAACAUCCACAGCUAACUGUUGCACCACUGCUGCCAUGAACGGAUGCGUAUGUUUUUAAAGGAGUAGUUCAAGCUUUUAGUUGACUAGCAGUUAACACAAAAACUGGAAACGGGUCUGAUUAUGUUUUCAAGUAGCAUAAUCCUCAAAAGCCUGCAUGCUGUUUCCAACAGAUUCCAGGAGGCUCUGAAAUAAUCUGGUACCACUACCCUUUUCAUUGUUCAACUCAGUCUUGCAUGUUUCUGGUAUUUAUGUUGAAGGUAGCUGACUGUUAACAGUGACCUCACAUACAGAGUACAGGCGUAUCUUUGGCCUGGCAUCAAGUAUAUUUCUGCAUGUUUUCUUUGAACAUGCAGCGGUUACCACCCAGUCAUUGACAGCUAACAGGGCAGUGAUGCCACGCUGCUACAAGCAGAGCGCAGGUCAAGUUGGUGGCCAGAGUAGGACGACAGUGCCACUGUUAACUGAUCUGAAGUUAUUCCCCCCUCAGUGAGUGGGCGGGGGAUGCAGGCCGCUCUGAGAAAGAGCAAUUUAUUCCAGCAUCUGAUCAGUCUGAGCAGAAUGUCCCCAUCUGUCCUCACGAGCACACCGUCCGCUGUGCUUGGUCACAUAUUAAAAAAUUUCUUUCUUUCUUUCUUUGCAUAUUUUUGUUGUAAAUUCACCUCUUGUCCCAGUUUUCCAUUUUCUGUUUAUCCGAGUGUCAUUUUAACCGGAGCAACGUGACAGUGAACGCAAAUGUUGACGACUUCAGCUGUUGCCUUUGAAACCCUGCAGGGCUACUCAUUCUCAGCUGUACGUGGACAGCGCGCUUCAGUGUUGCCAUGCGGAUUACAACAGAUGCAGCAAAUCAUGUCAUUGAACAUUCCAGUUGGACACCAAAUGAUGUGGGAUUGUUUUGCAAUAACUGUUCUGUUGGUAAUUCUGGCCAGAUGUCACUCAAGGAGGAAAACAAUCAUGCCAUUGUUAUUUUUUUUUUCUUUUUUCUAAUUAUUGUAAUCUUUUCCGCAGUUUGUCUUUUGUUUGUAGAAUUCAUUUACAUGUAUUAUCUUAUUUUCACAUUGUUUAUAGAAGCCAUUACUUAGUUAACUGAAUUUGUUGUAUCAAAACCUUAUUUUAAGUGAUUUUUUUAAAGAAUUGGUGUAAAAAUUGAAUGUUGCCUUUUGUAAAACCUUUUUUCAAAUGGAUCACAAUAAAAGUCUGAAACCUU